Molecule: messenger RNA, 1482 nt
Organism: Notechis scutatus (mainland tiger snake)
Lineage: Eukaryota; Metazoa; Chordata; Lepidosauria; Squamata; Elapidae
Gene: FOXD2
Product: forkhead box D2
Biological process (GO): regulation of transcription by RNA polymerase II; anatomical structure morphogenesis; cell differentiation
Molecular function (GO): RNA polymerase II cis-regulatory region sequence-specific DNA binding; DNA-binding transcription factor activity, RNA polymerase II-specific
Source: RefSeq, a predicted model, not a curated record
AGGAGCAGCUGCAGCACCACCGCCACUACCACCAUGACCCUGGGCUGCAGCAGCGGGAGCAGCCGACCCUGCGGCUUGCUGGCGGCCCCCUCGCCGGAGGAGGAGGAGGACGACGACGAGGCGCCGUCCGACGUGGAGGACGACGACGACGACAUCGACGUGGUUGGGCCCCCUCACGAGCACGGGCAGACUAAGUUUAGCGAGGAAGAGGAGGAGGAGGAGGAAGAAGAGGAAGACGACGACGAUUUGCGCCUCCUCCCCAAACAGGCGGUGCGGGUGAGGCUGUCCCCAGUCCAGCGAGGCCCGGAGGUGGCCACGCUGGGCGACAAUCACGUCGUUGCAGCGGCUCCGGCGGGGUCGGCUCCGGCGGGGUCGGCGGCCGGCCCGGCGUCCGCCUCGUCUUCUUCUUCCUCCUCCUCCUCCUCCUCCUCCUCGUCCGGUGGCGCUUCAGGAGCCGGCAAAAACCCCUUGGUGAAGCCGCCCUACUCCUACAUCGCGCUCAUCACCAUGGCCAUCUUGCAGAGCCCCAAGAAGCGGCUGACGCUCAGCGAGAUCUGCGAGUUCAUCAGCGGCCGCUUCCCUUACUACCGCGAGAAGUUCCCGGCCUGGCAAAACUCCAUCCGCCACAACCUGUCGCUCAACGACUGUUUCGUCAAGAUCCCCCGCGAACCGGGCAACCCGGGCAAAGGCAACUACUGGACUCUGGACCCGGAGUCGGCCGAUAUGUUCGACAACGGCUCCUUCCUGCGCCGGAGGAAGCGCUUCAAGAGGCAGCAGCAGCAGCAGCAGCUCCACCAGCAGCCGCCGGAGCUCCUCUUACGCGCCGCUGCAGCCGCCGCCGCCGCCGACCCGGCGGCUUUCCUCCCGGGUUUCGCCUACGGACCUUAUGGCUACAACUACGGGCUGCAGCUGCAGAGUUUCCACCACCACCACCACCAUCACCACCACCCGGUGGCCGCAGGCGGAGGGACGGCGGGGACUUUUUCCUUCCAGACUUCAUCCUGCAGCCUUCCUGCGCCGCCGGGCCCUGGGGCCACCCAGGCGACCGCCCAGUCCGUCUUCUCCAGCGGGCUCUCCUCUUUCCUGGGAGGUGAUCUAAGUUGCAGGAAAGUUUUCUACCCGGCGGGGCAGCUUAGCCCUACCGCCUCCCUCCUGCAGAGUCUCAAGACGGACCAGGGAGCGGGCAGCAGGCCUUCCUUUUCCAUAGACAAUAUCAUUGGAGGCGGCGGUGGCGGCGCGGCCCCUCCGCCCUCCAGUAGCUCCGCGGUCAGCGCAACAGAUUCGCCCUUCCCGGCGGGCCAUGCUGGGAGCCAAGCGCAGGUCCUGGCUAUGUUGUCUCCAGCUCUGACUCCCUUACCGAACCAUUUGAGCCUCACCCACGAAUCCCUCCUGCAAUCGGGACAAAACUUUUCCAGUAAACUCACAAACCUCAACAAUUGUCCUUUUUAAAGGCAGCCACAAUGGCCCCCUUCCCAAUCAACA